AUGUCGCUGUCCGCGACCCCGGAAGUAGAAGCGGCGCUUGACCUCGAGCCCUCGUGGUGCUGCAGCGGGGAUCGCGACGUGAUGCUCGGGCUGCUGGCGGCACAACUCCGGGGCGCCGCGCCCCGGUUGCUGUUGGCUGGAGUGGGGCCAAAAUUACCUGCCGUGGUCAGUCACGCCAGCCUAUGCCAUGCAGCCCACCCAGAGUCUGUGGUGUGGCCCUGCGAGGUGGCCGCCCCCGUGUAUGCGCCCAUGCGCCAGGCAUGGCUGGAGUCUCUGCGCGGUUUUGAUGUCGAUCAGUUGGGCCUCGUCGAACUCCACCCGGACGUGUUCGGUGUCCCCCCACGGCUUGACAUCCUACAUCAAGUCUUAAUAUGGCAGAAGACUUUCAAGAGGAUUAGCUACGCGAAAGCGAAGACACGCGCUGAGAUGCGUGGCGGUGGUCGCAAGCCGUGGAAUCAGAAGGGCAGCGGACGCGCACGGCACGGCAGCAUCCGGUCCCCGAUCUGGAAAGGAGGUGGCGUGGCGCACGGCCCUCGGGGCCCGAUCAGUUACUACUACAUGCUUCCUAUGAAGGUUCGCGUCAAGGGCCUCACAGUUGCCCUCAGUGUAAAGCACGCACAGGAUGACUUGCACAUCGUGGACUCCCUGGACAUACCCACGGCCGACCCCCAGUACCUGCUCGACCUGGCGGAGUACAGACAAUGGGGCGACUCCGUCCUCAUCGUGGACGUGAAUGAACAGAUGCCAGAGAAUAUCCUGGAGGCAACAGAAAAACUGAAGACCAUCACUGUGAUGCCUGCAUUGGGGCUGAACGUGUACAGCAUGCUGAAGUACCACACGCUGGUGCUCACAGUUGACACAGUGCGCUUCCUUGAACGCAAGCUGCUCUGGCACAAGGAUCGCUACGGGCCGAUCUACCCAAUGAAGCUGCCCUACACCGGGAUGCCCUGAUGAUGAUGCGGCAGGUGCCGAGAUCACCUGCAGGAUACCGAUGGAAGGUGUUCACUGGACUCAAUACGUUUAAGAUUUCACGGAUAUGAUGUGAAAUGUAAAAUGUUAUCAUCUGUUUUGUGCUUUUUUCUUCUAUAAUUGUAUCUAUUACACUUGACUUAUUCGGCAAGCCUUAAUUUCGGUAUUGGCGAACGAGGGUGCAGAUGUGCACUUAGAUGUAUUAUGUACUUCAUCAAGUUUUUGGCGAGUAUUUGUUAAAAUGUAUACAUUUUGUCUGAUAAUUACAUUGAAACUUGGGUAAUAAACAUUGUACAUCUUAAAA
Lethenteron reissneri (Far Eastern brook lamprey) is the source of this 1273-nucleotide messenger RNA. It is a transcript of the gene MRPL4, whose product is annotated as mitochondrial ribosomal protein L4. Gene Ontology annotation, molecular function: structural constituent of ribosome. The record is from RefSeq and is a predicted model, not a curated record. Lineage: Eukaryota; Metazoa; Chordata; Hyperoartia; Petromyzontiformes; Petromyzontidae. Gene Ontology annotation, biological process: translation. Gene Ontology annotation, cellular component: ribosome.